AUAAGGCGAAUUAUAAUGAAGAACAAUGACGAACAAGUUCCAUUUAUCGAUAAUCGCCCAAUUGCAGUCGAAGCAAAUCAGUGCAAUAUUCAUGUAUUAAUAAAUUUAUUUUUAAUGGUAUUUUUAAUAUUACCAGCUUAUAUACACGCAAUAUGGUAUUGUUUCUUUAGAAAACAACCGACUAAUCAGAUUUCUUAA
Molecule: messenger RNA, 198 nt
Organism: Dracunculus medinensis (Guinea worm)
Lineage: Eukaryota; Metazoa; Nematoda; Chromadorea; Rhabditida; Dracunculidae
Source: the annotation of a GenBank genome assembly